AUGUCGAUCCAAGGAGACUCCUUACAGGUGGAAGGUACAGACCAGGCUCUUCUGCUUCUUACGAUUCUGCUUUUGAAGCUGCUCUCAUCUUGCUUGGUUUUUCUGUCGACAUUGGCAGUGGUCGGUUGCACCCGUCUCAAGGACACAGAGUGGUUCUCUCGGCAAGAUCCUUACGUAUGUCUCGACUACGCAGGCACAAGGUUCCGCACUCGCACUCACACAGGUGAGCAAUCAAGAAGUCCCCUAGAUGCGGAAAAUAUCUGUUUGUAUGAAAAAGGCAGUUUUCUUUUCUUCUCGCCUUCAUACGUAUCUGUUUAUCUGGCCUUCAGACGGAGACAAGGACCCGAUCUUCUGGGAGAACUUUAUAUUUCAGCUGUUUGAAGGAUGCCGGGAGAUCAAGAUAGAGGUCUGGAACAGCAAUACUUUGUCCAGGGACAAGCUCAUCGGAAGGGGCAGGUGUGCUGUUUCCUCCGGGAGCUAACAACUUGGCCUUUCUAGAAUUAGAUCGCUUGUAACUUGACCCCGUUGUACACCUGUUUCAGGGUCCUACUGCAAAAAGUACUCUCGGAGGGUAACGACGAUUCCUCAUGGACGAUCCAGUCGGAUAGUGGAAGGGCCGCUGGGACGGUGAAUCUCCGCAUGAAGUACUCCAAAUCACAGGUAAUGAUGCAUCGUUUCUUCUCCUACUCUCUGUUCUAUUCCUCUUUCACAACGCCAAUUUCUGAGAGAUCCGACGCGAUUCUAUUGCAGAAGAACGGAGAUACUUAUUCUGUUCCUCAAACGUAUCAUUAUCCUCCGCAUUCUCAUCACAGCCAUCACUAUCCUCCGCCAUUUCCUUCUCACCAGUACUGUCAUCAUCCUCCAUACCCUACUCAGACGUAUCGUUACCAUCCGUAUGCUCCACAAACGUACAACAAUCCUCCGUAUCCUCCACAAAUGUAUAACAAUCCUCCCUAUCCUCAAGCUUAUCCUCCUGCUGAGGGCUACUACGUACAAGGUUGGUCUUCUGGUCCCGAUUUUCUCGCCUCCCUCCCUUCGUUUACGCAGUUCCAUUUGUUAUCAUCGACUGUUUCGUAUUUAUCACCCACGUUGGUCUCUGUGCAGGUGCACCCCCUUAUUACCGACCGCAUCCUCCGUAUUAA
Molecule: messenger RNA, 1142 nt
Organism: Spirodela intermedia
Lineage: Eukaryota; Viridiplantae; Streptophyta; Magnoliopsida; Alismatales; Araceae
Source: the annotation of a GenBank genome assembly